GUUUGUAAGCGCGUUGCUUAUCUUAAUUUUGUAAAUAUUUAGUUGUUUUUCAAUUCUUACAUUUCAAACCUGUGUUUAUAGUGCAUAAAACAAAGUUUUCUGAUUAAAAGUUCACGUGCACUUAUGGUACUUACUGCAAUAAACCUGAUUCAAUGCAAAUGCUUAUAUUUGUUAACUUAAUAACAAUCGCAAAGUGUAUUUUUGAAUUGUCCUCAUCAACAUGCGGCCCAAGGAUCAUCCCGAUCUGCACUUCGACGUGAUUCCCAAGCUCUACGAUGCCCAUUCCAAGGUGUUUCUAACAAGCUUGUGCGAUGUGGAUGAGCAACUCAAACCAUUGCCACGCCGAUUCUGUCGGAUGUACACCACUCGUCCACUGGCCAUCCAGCUGCUUCAGUAUCUGCAAACCCGCAAAGCGAACGUUUCGGAACAGGACUUCUUCGUGGUGGAGGAGGGCCAGCCCUUCGCACUGCUUCUUAAGGACGGAAAACGGCUAGAGGGGAUGCUAAGCUCUGGAAGUCAUCUGGGGCACAGCCUCAUUCUGCUUAUCCGGCGGCAGCAGGGUAACAGAUUGCUGUACUGCUACUCGGCUAUGAGGCUGGAUAAUCUUGGUCGUCUACUGGGCAACUCUGUCUUCAACUAUUGGAUAGCCCAGGGAACCGAGCAGCUGUAUCUGAAUCUCUCCUCUGUAAAUUUGCCAUUUGAUCAUGUUGAUUUUGAUGAGAUGGCUCAUUUCAUCGAGGAUCUCGGAGCAGAGAAUGACCAGAGUGUGGUGCACCUGAAAGUGCCAAAAUUUGGCUACGAGGAAAUGUUAUGGAGAUUGGCACACACAAGUCUUCGCGGGCAUAUUCAUUUGGGCGACCAUAUUGCAAAAAGCUAUGAGUGCCUUAGCAUUGAUCUGGAGCGUUUUCUGGAAGAAAAUUAUGUACCAAGGGUUUUCGUCAGCGGUUGCCCAACGGACUUUAAUUACUAUCAAAAGGUAGUUUCCUUGGAUCUAAAGGAACUUAAGUGGACACCGACUCCGACCAGGAUGCAUCUUCGGCAGCUAUGCAGCCUCUUGCGACCUCAACACAUUCAGGGGAUUGUCCAGUUUCAUACGGAUGGUAUUGUGCCCCCCAUUCCGUCAUUCCUAAAGAUCUUCAAGGCAAACUAUUCACCGCAAAACGAUGCAGUGGUGUCAAGGAUUAGGAGUGAAUUUCAAGCAGGACAGCCGAAGCAAGGACCCUAUCGCGCUUUCCAGUCCAGAAGGGCCUUUGAAUUUGUGAACGAUGACGACGAAAGCAGUAGUUCGGGUUAGGUUAAGGUAUCUCCCUAUUAGAAUAAGUAAUUUAUUUAGCUGUUGUUCCGCACAGUGCCCCUAUGAGUUUUAUUUAUCCAAACGCUUCACAAUAUAUAAACAUAAAUUGUUGGAA
Drosophila sechellia is the source of this 1409-nucleotide messenger RNA. RefSeq lists its product as uncharacterized. Bases 221 to 1294 code for a protein of 357 amino acids. NCBI's taxonomy places the organism in Eukaryota, Metazoa, Arthropoda, Insecta, Diptera, Drosophilidae. The record is from RefSeq and is a predicted model, not a curated record. The transcript has 2 exons.